AAACAAUAACAUACUACUUUCAAGAAACAAAAAGCUGAAACUAUUUUUGGAAAAUUAUUCAAUUGAAACUAGCUGAUGGAAGCUGUACAAUAAACAAACUCAAGCUUAUCAUCUCAUUGGCCUCUUGCACUCAAAGCAGAAAAGUCCCAUCCCUCUUCACUCUGUCAUUUCUGGCCAGUCAAUCUAACUACCAAUCAUCAAGGGGAAGGACCGCCAAAAUAGCAAGUGCUGGUCCAAUGUGAGAUGGGCUCGAUUGUUUGGCAACGGCAGUUUCUUCUAUAAUUCGAUUCAACGACACAUAGGGAUCUUCUGAUUAUUCUUACAGUAUCAAACAAGCUUGUGUCUGGUCGCAGUUUGGGAUCUAGGCCACACAAACCCUUCCAUUUUCAACCACUCGUGCUGCCAUAUAGUCCCAGAUGAUUUGAGCCCGCUAAUAUAGCGAGAAGGACUGGCCAUUAGGCUAUCUUUUAUUUCAUCUCCCUACCGUGUGUUAUUGCAGAAAGCCAUGGCCGUAGGAGAAGCUAUAGAAAACGGAGGAACGUGUAGAUACAAUGGAAGAAUUACUCCAUUUGUUGUCUUUGCUUGUGCAGUGGCUGCCACCGGUGGCAUUAUUUUCGGCUAUGACAUUGGAAUAUCAGGUGGAGUUACAUCGAUGGAGCCAUUUUUGAAGAAAUUCUUCCCAAAAGUGUAUGAUAAGAUGAGAGAAGACACAAAGCUCAGCAACUACUGCAAAUUUGACAGCCAACUCUUGACCUUGUUCACCUCCUCCUUGUACAUAGCCGGCCUUGUAGCUUCCUUCUUUGCCUCCUCGGUCACGAGAUAUUUUGGACGCCGGCCCUCCAUUCUUGCCGGCGGGGCUGCUUUUCUUGCUGGUUCGGCUCUCGGAGGUGCAGCUUCCAAUGUGGCCAUGUUGAUAUUUGGCCGUGUUCUUCUUGGGAUCGGAGUUGGCUUCGCAAACCAGUCAGUCCCUCUGUACAUCUCUGAAAUGGCGCCUCCACGUCAUCGAGGAUUUUUCAACAAUGGCUUCGAAUUGUGUAUAGGAAUUGGCGUUUUAUUUGCUAAUCUCAUCAACUAUGGCACUGAGAAAAUAGAAGGGGGUUGGGGGUGGAGAAUCUCCCUAGCCAUGGCUGCAGUUCCUGCAACAACCCUAAUUUUCGGUGCAUUUUUUCUCCCUGAAACGCCAAACAGCUUAAUCCAGAGAAGCAGCGACAUAGACAAGGCCAAAUCCAUGUUGCGGCGUAUCCGAGGCACAGACGAUGUUCAAGCAGAGCUAGAUGAUCUUGUCAAAGCGAGCUUGAUCUCGAAAACUGUCCGCCAUCCUUUCAGAAACAUCAUCAAAAGGAAGUACAGGCCUCAACUAGUCAUGUCCAUUGCCAUUCCCUUUUUCCAGAUAGUCACAGGAAUUAAUGUCAUUUCGUUCUAUGCCCCCGUGCUAUUCAGAACAAUCGGAUUAGGAGAGAGUGCUUCUCUUUUAUCAGCAGUCAUUACCGGCAUCGUCGGAGUUGUUUCAAUAUUUAUAUGCAUGCUUUUAGUAGAUAAGCUCGGUCGAAGGAAGCUGUUCAUGAUCGGGGGUCUCCAAAUGCUGGCGGCACAAUUAAUGGCCGGAGGAAUAAUGGCAGCUAAGCUCGGAGAUCACAGUGAAAUCAGCAAGCCCUACGCAUACUCGGUAAUUGUCUUGGUAUGCAUAUAUGUCGCCGGGUUUUGCUGGUCGUGGGGACCUCUGGGGUGGUUGGUUCCCAGCGAAAUAUUCCCCUUAGAGAUCCGAUCGGCGGGGCAGAGCAUAACGGUUGCGGUCGGAUUUCUCUUCACAUACCUAGUGGCGCAGACCUUUUUGUCCAUGCUGUGCCACUUCAAGUCGGGGCUGUUCUUCUUCUUUGGCGGGUGGGCGGCAAUCAUGACCGUGUUCGUUCAUCUCUUUUUGCCAGAGACGAAGAACGUGCCGAUCGAGCAAAUGGAUAAGAUCUGGAGGGAGCACUGGUUCUGGAAGAAGAUCGUGGCGGAGAUCGAUGUCAAGACCGAUAAGAUCGAAGCCUGACUCUGCUCUUUCAGUGCAGAGGAACAUAAGCUGGAUAAUCACAAUCACAUUCCGGACUGCUCUUCAGUCUCUCAUUAUUCAGAAUUAGAUAAAUUUAAAGUUCUUGAUGAAUGCGAGCACUUGUAUACUCUAAAAAUGGCGCGAUGUCGCGCUUUUUCAUCUCUCUAUAAGGUCAUGCCAGAGAGCAUCCAAGAAAGGUUUGGACAGGAGCGGCGACGAUGGUGGCGCGCAUGGAGGAUCCGAUGACAGCUGGAUGCAGAAAAAGCUCCGUUGAUUGAGCAAUCAUCGGCGUCUCUUUUGUUCGACGGCAACGUUGAUUUCAGUGCCCCAAAGAAACAGAGAAGCUUUGAGUGUUGUGAAGGCAAAGGCAAAAGGCACAUGGUCAAACCAGCUUUCAUCCAUACUCGAAAACCAUCCCACCACGCCCCGCAAUCUUUUCUUGACUCUUUCUUCAUCCAUCAAAACACCAAGACCCCACAUCCCAAAAUUUAUAUAAAAAAAA
This is a messenger RNA of Eucalyptus grandis, 2537 nucleotides long. Its product is annotated as hexose carrier protein HEX6. The record is from RefSeq and is a predicted model, not a curated record. Gene Ontology annotation, molecular function: monosaccharide transmembrane transporter activity. The coding region runs from base 506 to 2035 and encodes 509 amino acids. Lineage: Eukaryota; Viridiplantae; Streptophyta; Magnoliopsida; Myrtales; Myrtaceae. Gene Ontology annotation, cellular component: membrane. Gene Ontology annotation, biological process: monosaccharide transmembrane transport. The transcript is spliced from 3 exons.